Molecule: messenger RNA, 288 nt
Organism: Engraulis encrasicolus (European anchovy)
Lineage: Eukaryota; Metazoa; Chordata; Actinopteri; Clupeiformes; Engraulidae
Product: transient receptor potential cation channel subfamily A member 1-like
Exons: 2
Coding region: 1-288 (95 amino acids)
Source: RefSeq, a predicted model, not a curated record
AUGAUCUUCUCCCUCCUGAGUCAUGACCUCAUGGAGAGGAAGACCAACCGAAGCCAUACUGGCCAGUCCACGUGUGUAGAGCGAGAACUGGCUAAACAGAAGUACAGAAUGAAGGAGCUGUUCAGCCUCGUGGAGAAGCAACACAACCUGGUGAAGUUGAUUGUGGAAAAAAUGGAAAUCAUAGCGGAGUCGGAGGACCAAGAUGGACCUGAGGGGUUUCACAGCCCUCGCUCGGGGGCAGACAAGUGGGCCCCUGUCAUACGGGCCGUGAUGAGUAAGAGGAUAUAA